This is a messenger RNA of Sarcophilus harrisii (Tasmanian devil), 1350 nucleotides long. It is a transcript of the gene SNAPC1, whose product is annotated as small nuclear RNA activating complex polypeptide 1. Bases 96 to 1097 code for a protein of 333 amino acids. Gene Ontology annotation, molecular function: sequence-specific DNA binding. Gene Ontology annotation, cellular component: snRNA-activating protein complex. The record is from RefSeq and is a predicted model, not a curated record. The transcript has 9 exons. Lineage: Eukaryota; Metazoa; Chordata; Mammalia; Dasyuromorphia; Dasyuridae. Gene Ontology annotation, biological process: snRNA transcription by RNA polymerase III; snRNA transcription by RNA polymerase II.
AGAGCGACGUCCAGCGUGCUGGAUUUGCGUUUCCUCGGAGACUAAAACCUGUUAGCACCUAGAGCGGGGCGUGACUGCCGAGAGGUGGCAGCAGCAUGGGGACUCCCGGGGGCCUGCACUCGGACUUCGAGACGCUUCUCACGCGUUUCCAGGAGACCGAUAGCGUCCGAUUCGAGGACUUCACCGCACUAUGGAGGGACAUGAAGUUUCAUACUAUUUUUUAUGGUAGAACAAGACAUAUGGAAAAGAACAAGUUUACAAAAGAAGCUUUAUCUCUGGCUUGGAAAUAUUUUCUACCUCCAUACACCUUCCAGAUCAGAGUUGGUGCUUUGUAUCUUAUGUAUGGACUAUAUAAUACACAACUCUGUCAGCCAAAGCAAAAGAUUAGAGCAUGCCUUAAAGAUUGGGAUGAAGUUAUGAAAUUUCAGCAAGAUCUGACAAAUGCACAACAUUAUGAUGCUUCUUAUAUUCUUCGGAAGCUGCGAUUAGACAAAGCCUUCCAUUUUACAGCAAUGCCCAAACCUCUUUCAUAUAGAAUGAAGAAAAAUAUUCCAAGAACUGAAGUUACAGAGGAAUUUAAGGAACCAAAUGACCGAGUAAUGAAGCUUAUCACUGCUGACACAUUAGAGGAAAUUAUGAAUAUCCAUGAGCAUUACCAGGAAAUGAAGCAAAUAAUUUCAGCAGAUAAGUCCCAGCCUGACAAAGCCCUUAGCUUGAUAAAAGAUGAGUUUUUAGUCAACAUUAAAAAUCUGGUUUUAGAACAUAAACAGUGGCAUGAAGACAAAAAGAAGCUGUUCACGAAAGUUAAAAAUGAAGAUGACCAAAAAGAAAAGGAAGGAAGUUCACAAGAAUUGGAAGGUUCUGAAAGAGCAGGAGCAUUGGCUAAAAUAAAAUCCAAGGCCUAUUCAAUUGUCACUCAGGCAUCCAAGUCAAGAAGACACCGUCAGGUUAAACUUGAACCACUUGAAUCAGAAUUAGUUAAAAAGCUAGGCAAGACACCUUGUAGUAAAAGAAAUAAAGAAAAAUUGGAAUCAGAAGAGGAAACAUCAUCUCAAAUUAAAGAUUUCCCAGCACCUAAGAGGAAAAGAAGAUGCUGACCCAAGAACUUGGACUAUAUACUUUUUAUGAAAUUUGAAUUUCUGGACAGUUAACAUCUUUAUGUGGUGAACAUAAAGAUUGAAAGUGUUAAAAUCAGCUGUUCCGUAUUUCUUCUGCACUACCAUAGCAAUUCUUCAUGGAAAACUUGGUUUCUGCUGGUCUUUAUAUGGUUUCAAAAUUGCCUUAACACAGUUGUGGCCAUGUUAAUUAUUAUAUAUUAUUAUUUUAAAUUAAACUUUAAUUUAGCUGGAA